Molecule: messenger RNA, 602 nt
Organism: Linderina pennispora
Lineage: Eukaryota; Fungi; Kickxellomycota; Kickxellomycetes; Kickxellales; Kickxellaceae
Exons: 1
Coding region: 139-537 (132 amino acids)
Source: RefSeq, a predicted model, not a curated record
CCCAUGGGUAUGGCGGGAAGUAGUCGGAUCUGGGCGAAACUGGCCAUUGCUAUCAGCAAACAAAGGUAGCCCGCUUCUGUCCAAUAUCUGACACCUGGCAUAAAAAGCACACCACACUUGCUGUACAGCAGAGCUCUAAUGUCACUGUACUUGCAUGUCAAAGAACCCUUAGAUAUGGUGACGAAAAUAGCCACCAGUAUAUGGCGUGUCUGUGCGGUCUCCCUUAUUUGGCCACUGGCUGCAGGGGUGGUUUCAGUACAUGCCGUGGUUGGAUGCAGAAAGAGAAGGCGGUGGCUGUACACCUGCGGCGUUUCACCCCAUCCUGCUUGGUUUAACCUUGUGCGAUCCUGCUGGGCUGCGUGUGUGCUGGUUGCAUGUGUGCGGGGCGUCAGCUUGCGUGGACCACAGGGCUAUAAGAAUGUAUUCGCUUCGUUACUGUGGCGUGCGUCGCACGAACCGGCAAGGAAGGCCAAUGACGCUCGAGCACAAAUAAUGAUCUCUUCUGAUCAGUGGGACAAAACCAGUCCGUAUCUUUAACGGCGAAAAAAUAUUGAAGGAACUGAGGCUGGAUUACGGUGUUGGCCAAAGGGGAACAAUGGUUG